AUGGGAGUUCCGUUGGCCCAGUUUUACAUCCUUGUUCAUCCGCGUCGCUGCUUGGACCCGAAGACUGCAUGCUUCAUCUUGUGUGCCGUGAAGGUCGUGCAGCAGCGCGUAGUCGGUCUGCACUUGGGCUCAUAA
Molecule: messenger RNA, 135 nt
Organism: Peronospora matthiolae
Lineage: Eukaryota; Oomycota; Peronosporomycetes; Peronosporales; Peronosporaceae
Source: the annotation of a GenBank genome assembly